Molecule: messenger RNA, 4200 nt
Organism: Plodia interpunctella (Indianmeal moth)
Lineage: Eukaryota; Metazoa; Arthropoda; Insecta; Lepidoptera; Pyralidae
Exons: 16
Coding region: 396-4106 (1236 amino acids)
Molecular function (GO): protein binding
Source: RefSeq, a predicted model, not a curated record
UGUCAGAUUUUUGGUUUGGCGUCCUAUUUGCCAAUAUUUCGCAAUAAUUUAAUUAAAUAAUUAUUAAUUAAUUAAUUUUUGUUUUUAUGUGUUCAUAUAAUUGUAGUUAACGUAUUUUAUGUCUUCUUCAACUAUAUUUUUCAGGUAAAAAAAAUGGUAUCCAAAUCGGCUAUUGUGAGAUCUGAACUUCAAACAGCUGUUUAUUCCUAAAGUGGGCCACAACCACCAUUAUGUCUUGCUAAGAAGACAAUGUAACCCCUUAGGGGUUACUAUAGGGCUUAGGCUCUACAGUACCUAUUGUCUGUUUACUCAUAGUUCAAUUUUAAUACAUAUCUGCUAUUAUUAUUUAACAAACUUAAGAUAUUUAUUACAAUAACUCAUUGUGAGUUGUAAAAAUGAGUAAAAACAAAGCUGAGGUGGACUGCACAAGGCGGUGCAAGUCAAGGAGUCAUGGACAAGCCUUGACAAGUGCCAUAACGAAGAGAUCUAGCAGCGAUGAGGCUUUGGCUUGCUUCAUCAAAGCUACAUGUGCAAACUUUGUUAAAGCCUUUGAUUUUGAGGGUCGCACAGCCCUCCACAUGUCAGCGUCCCGCGGCCGCGCCCGCCUCAUGGACUGGUUGGUGCGUCACUCCUCUGUUGCGUUUAUAAACGCGCGCGACAGGGAGUCGGGGUACACGCCGCUGCACAGGAGCAUCUUCUACGGGCAGAUACACGCCGCUGUUUCUCUGAUGAAAAUUGGUGUAAACACGGACAUAGUAGACAAGGACGACUACAAAGCCCUGGAACACGCCAUGCUGGACCGCCAGUACAUGUACAAGCACGCAGGCUCCGGCCCUAGUGAGGUCUACGUCUGGGGCAGCAACUCUAAUUACACCCUCGGCACGGGGACACAGCAGCAGAGGAAUGUGCCAGAGCUGCUUGGAUGCUUCAAUAGGACCAAUGUCUGGGUUAAACAGGUGUGCCUGGGUAAGUUUCACAGCAUCUGGGUUUGCGAGGGCGCCGGCGGGCCGGAAGUGUACGUGUGCGGGCAGACGGCGCGCGCGGGCGGCGCAGGCGGCACCGCGCUGCGGCCCGCGCCGCUGCGGCUGCCGGAGCCCUGUCUGCAGGCCGCGCUCACCCGCGCCUGCACCGUGCUCCUGCUGGACAGCGGCGCGAUAGUCCAAUACUGCUUAAACAACGCGGACGCCAGCCAAUCAGCGAACACCCCCUCCGCCAUCAAGCUGCCGUCAACCAAGCCAUUACUGAAGAUAUCCAAGCCUAUAGGCGUUGUUGCCGCGCGAUCACACGUAGCUGUAUGGAAUGCCCACGCUGUGUAUACGUGGGGCACCAACUUGGGGCAGCUGGGGCACUCCCAGGAGGACAAAGUUGUGCCCGCACCUAAGAGGGUGGCGAUAUCAGUGAACAAUAAAGAAGAGGCCGGCCUACAACUGGUGGGCGUGGGUGACGCGGCCACUGUCAUCACCACAUGUCGUGGGGACGUGUACUUACUACACAAGUACAUAUGCAAGAAAAUCGCCAUCAAACAGAUAAACGUGAGUCAAGUAUGCGUGGAGGCGAAAGUAAGCGAGCAUGGAGUUUAUUCGCGAGUGACAGUGCUGCUGCUCACCAAUGUGGGACAACUGCUCAUCUGGCAGGACACCACUGCCCAGCUCACUAGAUGCGUAUUCGGCUUGAGCCACCAAACAGUCAUAACCCACGUGGCCCUCACUCACGACGCGCUAUACUUCACAACGAAAUACGGCGAAGCGUUCAUUGGCUCGAUAUCACGCAAAGCUCCGCCCUCAAAACCGCAGCCAAUCAGGAAAGAGCGGGAGAGAGACAACAACAAGUCCGCAUUAGUGAAGUUUUUGGAGAAAGAUGAUUGUACGCCGGUGAGGAUCACGAAAGUACCGAAUGUUCAUCGAGCGGUGGCCAUAGCGGUGGAUAGUGAGGGAUUGAACUUCGCUUGCCUACAGAUAAAACCAACCUGUGGGCUAACCUCAAUACCGGAGUUGUCACCGACCAGCAUGUCCAAACAUAUGGAAUCUCUGAUGGAAACUGCUUCCACCGAUGAUCUGUUACAUGAUAUCGUUUUUAAGGUCGACACAAGAUUAUACCCGGCACACGUGUACAUAAUAGCGUCUCACAGCGACCUCCUGUAUAAAUUGUACCAGGACAUCAGGACCAGCAAGGAAGACAAGCCGCUGAUCGUUCUAGAUAAUGUACUGCCUGAUGUCUUCGAGAGGAUUCUAAGGUACAUGUACACGGGAACGUGUGACGUGGCUGAGCUCGGCCCGUGCAGCUUGAAGAUAAGGAGGGAAGAUCUGAACAAUAUGAUGAAGAAAGAGAAAGACGUUGACCUCGAGUUGGAUGUAAUUGAAAACCCUACAGAGAUAUCAGCGUUCGAGGUGUACAAGCAGGAGAAGAACAAGAAGGGGAGUAAAACCAAAAGACAGGCAGACGGCACGUGCUGUGAUCCUGUGAAGCUGCUGCAAGCGGCCGCCAAGAGGCUGCAAGUCAUGGGCUUGCACAAACUUCUGGAUAAGUUCUAUUAUCGCGACGGCACAGUGUACCUGCGCGACUCGGCGACCUUCACCAAGAACCCCUCCCCAGUGUGGGACCGGACCAGGUUCCCGGAACUAGUGGACACCACCGUGUGCUCCAAGGAUGGUGGGGUGACCGCUGCUCAUAAAUGUGUGUUGGCCGCCAGGCUGGAGUACUUCCACGGGAUGUUCAUGCAUUCUUGGACGGAGAGUAAGCUUCUAUCCAAAGUAACGCUACCGAUAAACCAAGGAAUCUUACAACCCAUAAUCAACUUUCUCUACACGGAUUCAUGCCCAGAAGUGACGAACUCCGAUAGCGUCGACUUCAUAUGCAGCAUGCUGAUCGUAGCCGACCAACUCUUUAUAUCAAGACUCAGGGAAAUGUGUGAAGUGGCACUCUCUAAUCUCUUAAACUUAAAGAACUGCGCUGAACUAUGCCAAUUCGCUCACACAUACAACGCUACACAGCUCAAACAGUGCUGUAUGGAAUUCAUAUCGCUAAACCUCUGCAGCAUACUCGAAAACCGAACCUUAGAACUCAUCGAAGACAAUGUCGUCGAAGAUAUAUCUCGUUACUAUUGCAAAUUUAACCCUAUAAUGUCAUCCCGGGUAAUAACACCGUUUUACAACGCACCAAGCGAUGAUGUUAUAGAUGAUUGCGCUGCGAAUUUCCCUGUGCAUUUAGAACUAACUGACGAAGAUGUGAAAAAUGACAGUAUGAUUGAUAAUAAAGACAUUUCUAAAAAGAAAAGCAAGGCUAAAAAGAUUGAAUACACUGAGAGUGAAAAAGCAAGGAUGAGGUACGAAUCAGUCAGUUCUGUGACCUCACUAGAUCUAUCCAAUGAGGUAUCGGGUGACAUCACUUUAUCGCUAAGCAAUAUUUCGAAAGAGUCUGAGAAAGGUGCACGAGAGAAACAAGAGAAGUGGAUAGAAGUGUCAUCGUCUCAACAAAAACAGCAGAAAGUUGUUCAGGCGAGACUAAAAGCCAUAAGUAAUGCUAGAGAUAUACUAAACGAAACUCCAACUGAAUCUUUCACAAAGUUGACGAAAAAUAAUUCGUCUAGUUCAAUAAUUCAGUCUGAAAAUGUCCCUACGACGUCCCGUAUAUCUGUGUCACCCAAAGAUUCGUCUAUAGCCGAAAUGGCUAAGAGCCCAAAUAUGUCCCAAGGAUUUGUAAUAAACCAUAUCGGGCCCAAAUUGUCCCAGAAACAGAGGAAAAAGAUGGCUCUGCAAGGGCACGAUACGCCACAACGUCUAGAUGGGUACUUGAAUAAAUUAAAUAUUGAAAGUCCUCCUGAGAAACCGAGAAACCCUUGGAAAGUAGUGGAAACUCCUGCCGCCAGCAGUAGUCCAAAGGCAAAAGCUGUAGAGUUCAAUCAAAUUCUCACAGACCAGAAGAAGCAGAGAGACGAUUAUUCAAGGAUCAUGACAAAACCACUUGGAUUGACUCAGCUGGAAGAUAAAGCAAUAGAAGACCUCGAACGUUUUUACAAUGUACAUGAAGCAGACGAUGAAUUGAUAACAGUGCGGCGGAUCGAAAUAAAAGUGUCUUCUCCUCAAUGGAUCCACACUGCCCCCAAGUGAUAUACUGUGCUAUUUUAUAUUUUAAUAUAUUUCUAAGCAGGUUGAAUUACAUUAUGUGUAUGAUGCUGUUUUAAAAUAAAUUAUAUGCCAUAUA